Ananas comosus (pineapple) is the source of this 2239-nucleotide messenger RNA. Its product is annotated as vacuolar protein-sorting-associated protein 33 homolog. Gene Ontology annotation, cellular component: CORVET complex; vacuole. The record is from RefSeq and is a predicted model, not a curated record. The coding region runs from base 145 to 1935 and encodes 596 amino acids. Lineage: Eukaryota; Viridiplantae; Streptophyta; Magnoliopsida; Poales; Bromeliaceae. Gene Ontology annotation, biological process: vesicle-mediated transport; intracellular protein transport. The transcript has 22 exons.
AUAAAUAAAUAAAUAAAUACACCAAAUUCGAUUUCGCCCAGUGCCAACACAAUCCCUAAUUCACCCUCUUCUUCUCAAUCGACAUGGGAGAAAGGAUCCCUCGUAUGCCCUAAUUGGAUCCGAGAUUGCCCUAGACGAGGCCCCAUGGCUCAAAUUCCCAGCCUCGACAACGCCCCUCUUAAUCUCUCCUCUCUCAGGGAGCAGUCACAGAAGGAGCUCCUCAACAUCCUCAAGAAUAUUCGAGGUAAGAAAUGUUUGGUCAUUGAUCCGAAGCUCGGGGGAACUCUCUCUUUAUUGAUUCCGACGUCGCUGCUCAAGGAAAACGGUGCGGAGUUGCGCCAUCUCUCUGCAGAUCCUGUCCAAACAGAAUGCUCCAAAGUAAUAUAUCUUGUUUUUCCUCAGCUGAACUUAAUGAAGUUCAUCACAUCUCACAUCCAGAAUGAUGUUUCUAAAGGAGUGCAAAGAGAGUAUUUUGUUUAUUUUGUGCCACGCCGCACAGUUGUUUGUGAAAAGAUCUUCGAAGAGGAAAAGGUGCAUCAAAUGCUGACUUUGGGAGAGUUCCCCUUAUACGUAGUUCCACUGGAUGAGGAUGUCCUUUCUUUCGAACUUGACCUUUCUUUGAAGGAAUGUCUUGUUGAUGGUGAUACAAGUUCCAUUUGGCACGUGGCAAAUGCUAUUCAUAAGCUGGAGUUUGCUUUUGGUGUGAUUCCAAACGUGAGGGCUAAAGGCAAAGCUUCAACUAAGGUUGCUGAUCUUCUAAACAGCUUGCAAGUAGAAGAUCCAGUAAACAUGGGUGAUAUGGCGAUUCCGGAGAUAAACACGCUCAUUUUACUUGAUAGAGAGGUGGAUAUGGUGACACCAAUGUGCUUUCAGUUAACAUAUGAAGGACUACUAGAUGAGAUUUUGCAAGUAAAUAAUGGUUCUGUGGAGGUUGAUGCCUCCAUUAUGGGAGGACAACAAGAUGGGAAAAAAGUUAAAGUUCCUUUAAAUUCUAGCGAUAAGUUGUACAAGGAGAUUCGAGACCUUAAUUUUGAAGUAGUUGUUCAGGUUUUGCGUGAAAAAGCAACAUCAAUUCAGCAAGAUUAUGCAGAAGUUAAAUCUACGUCCCAGUCUGUAUCUGAGCUGAAGGAUUUUGUGAAGAAGUUGAACUCGCUACCAGAAAUAGCUAGGCACGUGAAUCUUGCUCAACACUUGCAAUCUUUCACAUGUAAACCUUCCUUUCAUGGUCGACUGGACAUCGAGCAAACAAUUCUGGAGCUACAGAACUAUGAGAUAUGUUUUGAGUACAUUGAGGAGAUGAUUCACAAACAGGAACCGAUUGUCAAUGUACUUCGCCUUCUGGUGUUAUUCUCCCUUACCAAUUCUGGGCUGCCUAGGAAGAACUUCGAUUACUUGAGGAGGGAGAUACUCCACAGUUAUGGCUUUGAGCACAUGCCCUCAUUAUAUAAUUUGGAAAAAGCUGGGCUUUUGAAGAAACAGGAAACAAAGAACAAUUGGCUUACUAUCACAAAAGCUCUACAACUUAUAGUUGAUCAAACCGGCACUUCAAACCCGAAUGAUAUCUCCUACAUCUUUUCUGGAUAUGCACCUCUUAGUAUUCGCCUUGUCCAACAUGCAAUCCGAUCGGGAUGGAGAUCUAUUGAAGAAAUAAUAAGACUGUUGCCCGGACCUCAUUUGGAUCUAAAGAGAGGUGUAAGUAAUGCUAAUUCUAUAUCUGAGACAGUUCCAGGAGCUCAAUCAAUUAUUGACAGGGUUGCUGAUGGCCGUCGAUCGUUAGUAUUAGUUGUCUUCAUUGGAGGGGUAACUUUUGCUGAGAUUGCUGCAUUGCGGUUUCUUAGUGCACAGGAAGGAAUUGGUUAUGACUUCAUUGUUGGGACCACUAAAAUUGUAAACGGCAACACAAUCCUCGAUACGCUUAUAUCCACCAAAAAUUAAGAAACAAGCCAAAUUCGGAAAUGAUUAAUGCUUUUCCUGAUUCACUGAGAAAUUUCUGGGACGCGCACGAGAUUAGAAUCGUGUUUUUUGAGGAACCAACUUUUGUGGAAGAACCAUGGUUCAGAGGCGCGACGAAGGCUUAUUUUGGAUUGAUUUGUUUUUCGGGGAACUCUGCUUUGAGUUGAAUUUGUAACAUUAGACUGCCACCGCGUGUAUAAUUUUCUAAAUUAUUUUUUGUUUUUUGUAUUGGUUGAUAAGAGUAACGCCAGACUUUGACAUUGAUACCUCGGGUAUUAACCAUCAA